Colletotrichum navitas is the source of this 1705-nucleotide messenger RNA. RefSeq names its product oxidative stress survival, Svf1-like protein. Gene Ontology annotation, biological process: response to oxidative stress. NCBI's taxonomy places the organism in Eukaryota, Fungi, Ascomycota, Sordariomycetes, Glomerellales, Glomerellaceae. Gene Ontology annotation, cellular component: cytoplasm. The transcript has 4 exons. The record is from RefSeq and is a predicted model, not a curated record. Bases 190 to 1335 code for a protein of 381 amino acids.
CGCUUGUUUUGGGCGGUCAAUUCAACUUCCUCUCUCAACUGGGUUUUUCUCUUAAGAACACAUCGAGAAGCUUGUUUUCCUUGUGAACUGUAUAGACUCGUUGCUCUUUCACAGCCGAACAACCGCUUCUUGAACCACUCCGUUCCUUUUUUGUCCAUUUCUCUCCCUCUCCCGUGUCCUGCCGCCAACAUGUUUAAGUGGGCGCAACAAAAGCUCGCCGAUGUGGCUGGUACCCAAGAGCCCAUUUACGGUCCAACCGCCAUCAGGUCCGUCGCCGAGGAGGCCAAGACGACUACACAUACGGAGACGACCAAGGAUGACCUGAAGUGGAUCGCAGCCGACUCAACUUCGGUUGAGACCCAGAGCUUCUACUUGAUGGCUGACAACGGCCACCUUGGACUGGCCCAGGUCAUCUACAGUAACGUCGGCGGCAUCCGCACCACAUGCCAGUUCAAUGCCAAGAUCUUCUAUCCCGAGAAGUCGAAGCCCACCCUCUGGGAGACCACGCAGCUUAACCACCACGAGGUCAGUGAGGACCGCAUGUCCUUUUACGCCGAUGACUGCGCCGUCGAGCUGUCUGAGGACGGCUCCUACUACACGAUCAAGAGCAUGAAUUCGGAGAACGCCAUCGUCAACCUCAAGGUCACCCGCACCUCGCCAGGCUUCCACGCCGGAAAGACGGGCAAGACACUGUUCGGCACCGACCUGUCGAAGCCUUGGGGCACGAUGCGCCACGCCUUCUGGCCACGAUGCGUCGUCGAGGGCACUAUCACUACCAAGGAGGGCCCUGUUGACUUCACCGGCCGUGCGUUCUACGUCUACGCGCUGCAGGGGAUGAAGCCUCACCACGCGGCGGCCAAGUGGAACUUUGUUGACUUCCAGGGCCCCAACUACUCGGCCGUCAUGAUGGAGUACACCACCCCGCCCUCGUACGGCUCAACAGUCGUCAGCGUUGGUGGUAUAGCGAAGGACGGGGAGAUGAUCUACGGCGGCGUCACCCAGACGGCCACGCAUACCAAGGCGAAGAACGACUCGGUCAACGAGUGGCCGGAGCCCGAGGAGAUCAAGUUCACGUGGUCCGGCAAGGACAAGGAGGGCAAGGCCGUGGAGGCCAUCAUCGAGGGCCCAUUGGGAGAGCGCCUCGACAGAGUGGACGUCCUGGCCGAGGUUCCUGGCUUCGUCAAGAAGAUUGUAGCGGGCACGGCCGGCACCAAGCCCUACAUCUACCAGUACUGCCCGACCAAGAACAAGCUCACCCUGAAGCUCAAGAUUGGAGACCAGGAGAUCUCCGAGGAGGGUCUUUGCUUCAGUGAAGCCACUUUCAUCUCCGAAUAGACCUGAAUAAUGAAUUGACGACGGCAACUGCUUGGGUAGAUGUUGCCGGUCUGGUUAGGCGUUUAGACGGUGGCUCUAUGGUCACUCGUUCCUUGGUUACACGUAUCCUUGUUCUAUAAAACCGUUCUAAUAACAAAUAAACACUUUCCAUGUUCUGAUUAAAUUGUUCACCGUACCGCUUCUUUGCGACAGAAAUACAACGGCGCCCCUCCGGCGUGACUGUGCCUGAAUCCGGGGGAUCUCCUAGACCCUGAGCCCAGCCCCAAGGUUCUGUUUGAAACAAGACAUCUGACAGGCAGAGACGACACCACCUGCCAAUGGAAUCGCGACAUUGGCGUACAGUACAGUGAGUGCCUGUACCAACCACGCU